Molecule: messenger RNA, 1916 nt
Organism: Phoenix dactylifera (date palm)
Lineage: Eukaryota; Viridiplantae; Streptophyta; Magnoliopsida; Arecales; Arecaceae
Source: RefSeq, a predicted model, not a curated record
UUUUUGGUAAAAAUUGGAUACCGCUUAUAAGGGAGGGGAAGGGGAGAGGGGACGGCGACACUGGAUUCGGAGCUGGGACGGAAGCUCUUCGGGUACUUCUCGCUGGAAGGGUUUUGUCGCCGCCUUUCCCAAAAAAAGGUAUUCUGAAAUUAGUUAAAGAAGUGAUUUAUUUACUCAAACCAAUCAAGCACUUCGAAAAUGGAGGAAAGUUGUGGCUCUGCUGGAGCAAUAGAGGAAAAGGAGCUAAAGGAGGAAUUUCAUAUCAAAAUGAAAAACAAAGAAAAGGAACCAGGGAUAGAAAAGGAAGAGAAGAAGGAGAUUGAAAUUGAAAUGAAAUCAAAGUCAGUAGAGAAAGAGAAGGUCAAGCAUGAAGAAGACAAGGAUGCAGAUUGCAAGAAUGAAGUCAAGAAGGUGAAAAAGCAUAAAGAGAAAAAAGACAAACAUAAGGAAGAUGAAGAUGGAAAAAUGAGUGAAAAGAAAGCCAAGAAGAAAGAUAAGGAGGCAAAGGAUAAAGAAAAGGAAAAGAAGAAAAAUGAGAAAGAUAAAGAUUUGAAGGAAAAGAAGGAAGAAGGGGAGACGGUAGAAAAGGAUAAAGGAAAGGUAAAGAAGAAGGAAAAUGAGAAGAGCGAAGAUGGAAAGUUGAAGAAAGCCACCAAGGAUAAAGAGAAGGAUGAAAAUAAUGAGUCCAAGAAAGGUAAGGAAAAUGACAAAAAGAAUGAUGAUGAGGGAGAAACAAAGAAAAAAGAGAAGGCACAAAAGGAGGACAAAGAUGGAGUGCCUAAAAAAGAUGAAAAUGAUGCAGAGGAAGAGGCUGAAGAAAAACAGAAGAUGAAGAAGGAUAAAGCUGGAGAAUUGAAAGACAAGGAGAAGAAAGGAAAGCAUGGAGACUUGGAGGCUGAAGAGAAGGUCAGAGAUCCAGAAAAGGAAAAAGAUAAACAUAAUAAGGACAAGGAUACAAAGGAAAAGAAGAAAAAGAAGAGCAAGGAUGAAGAUGAAGAGUCCGAGGUAAAAGAUGAGGAGGAGAAACACAAGAAGGACAAGGAUACAAAGGAAAAGAAGAAAACGAAGAGCAAGGAUGAAAACAAAGAUUCAGAGGUAAAAGAUGAGGGGGAGAAACAUAAGAAGGACAAGGGUACAAAGGAAAAGAAGAAAAAGAAGAGCAAGGAUGGAGACAAAGAGUCAGAGGUAAAAGAUGAAGAGAGUGUAGAGAAAAAAGAAAAUGAAGGAAAGGAAAAGGAAAAGAAGGGAAAGGAAGAAGGGGAUGAAAUGGGGAACAAAGAUGGGGAGAAUAAACAAAAGGAGAAGGACCUGGAGCAGAAAGGUGAAUCAGCUGAAGUACUGAACAGCACAAGGGAUAUCACAGCUGGAGAUGAUUUAAAGGACCAUAAAGACAUGGAUAGAGAGCCAGAAAAAACCGAAGAGAAAGCAGAGAAAGAGGCAGGGUAUAAGGGAAAGGAUAAGAAAGACAAAGCCAAGGAAAAGAAGGAUAAAGGCAAAGAACAAAAGGAUGGUGAAAUAAGUGAAAGGAAAGAUAAAGACCAGGAGGACAAGAGAGAGAAGAAAAGGAAGCUUGACGGAAAGGAGAAGAUCAACGAUGUUGGGAAGCUGAAGCAGAAGCUAGAAAAGAUCGAUGCCAAAGUUGAAGCCCUACUAGCCAAGAAAGCAGAUAUUGUGAAACUGAUCAAAGAAGCCGAGCAGGCUCAGGUAGUGGAAAAGCUGGAAGAAGAGUGCAACGCUGGUGCAGCAUGACUUUUGAGAUAGGUUUUGAAGAAUGCGUACUGUAAAAUUUUUAAUGAUGCAAAACUUGUCUAUUAUCAGAUUUGAGGUUUGUUACUUGAAGAAAUAAACCUUCUUGUAUCUUGAUGAGAGUGCUAUGUGAUAAAAACGAAAUAAAUCUUAAAUACCGUUUUCAGAUA